Kickxella alabastrina is the source of this 501-nucleotide messenger RNA. RefSeq lists its product as uncharacterized. Lineage: Eukaryota; Fungi; Kickxellomycota; Kickxellomycetes; Kickxellales; Kickxellaceae. The record is from RefSeq and is a predicted model, not a curated record. The transcript has a single exon. Bases 1 to 501 code for a protein of 166 amino acids.
AUGAUUCGUCGCUCAUUCACUCUCUUGCACCCGCUCACUCAGAGACCCACAGGAAAUUCACUCAUUGCUUUGAACACAGCCACGCGCCAUUUCAGCAGCACCGGUACUCCAAAGGAAGAGAUAUCCUACGAAGAGAAAGCCAAGCAGCAAUGGCGGGACUACCACAAGUGGCGGCGUCAUUUCACUUGGAGCCGCGAGCAAAUUAUCCACACACUGCGCGACUACGCCUUAUGGUCAACCCUAGGUCUGCUUGCAUACUAUAACCUGACUAAGCGCCAGCAAUGGCAGGAGUACGAGGCAGAGACGUUUGUGGUCAUGGACAGGGCGCUCGGGAGGAUUCACAAGCUGGACCCACACAACCAUUUGCUUGAGGGGACGGUGUGGGAUAAACCUGUGGUGACUAAGGAUAAGCCGCGGAGACAAAAUUCGGACACGCCUGAGGCUUACACACCGAGUCCAGGGCCCACUGCUGGUAACGGCGGCAAGCCAGUUUUCUUUUAG